This is a messenger RNA of Dimorphilus gyrociliatus, 1184 nucleotides long. The record is from the annotation of a GenBank genome assembly. Lineage: Eukaryota; Metazoa; Annelida; Polychaeta; Dinophilidae.
CAAAGUCAAGGACAUCCCUAUAGCGGCAAUGUAAACAAAAGUGAUGGAUUUUGAAAAAAACUGCGAAAUUAGCUUAUUCGAUCAUUAGAAUUGUUCAUCUCUUUGGAAUUCUAAAAAGAUUCGUGCAUCUUGAUCAUAUUCAAAACCGAAAAAUAAAGAAAAUGGAACUUACAAAAGAACUUACAGUUGAAAGAAUACCAACGCAAACUACAAUAAGCCUUGCUGAAAAGGAAGGUUUAGAUGUAUCUGAAUAUAACGAAGAGGAAUUGACUGAAAUAUUAAUCGCAAAAUUAAAAGAAAGAAUCGAUAAGGGCAAUAAUCAAGCUCGAUUUCAACUUGGUCAAUUAUACUUUGAAAACAAAGAUUAUGUAACUGCAAGGAAAUAUUUUGAAGACGCUGUCGAGUGCCACAACGAUUGGCAGGCGAAAUUUCAAUUAAGCGUUAUCUUGUAUGAUUGCAUGGAUAACGAUGAAGAGAAACAUAAGGGACUAGAAUUGAUGAAAUCAAUUGCUGAAUCGACAGCUCCUUCAGCUCAGCAUUUAGUAAGGCUUGCUCAGUAUAACCUUGGUAGAGCGUAUUAUCAGGGAUUUGGAACUGAUCAAUCGGAUACUGAAGCAGAGAAAUGGUGGCUUUUAGCAGCAGACGAUGGUAAUCCAGCGGGAAGUGUUAGAGCGCAAAGCACAUUGGGUUUAUUUUAUACAACGCCUGAUCGUAGAGAUUUAAAAAAAUCCUUUUUCUGGCAUUCUGAAGCUACCGGAAAUGGUAGUUUAGAGUCUCAAGGAGCUUUAGGAAUGAUGUAUCUCUUAGGAAUGGGUACAAAAUCAAAUGCAGAAAGUGCUUUUAUUUGUCUACGUGAGGCUGCUGAAAGGGGUAAUAUUUACGCUCUGGCAAAUUUAAUUGCUUAUUAUUAUAAGAGAAAGCUAUUCUCCAAAGCAGUUGAAUUAGCUGCAAGACUAGCCCAGGUUGAAGAUCCCGAUUCUAUAGCUCAAGACACAAAUACUCUUCCGAGUUACUGCCGUAAAGGCUUAGCAUUAGCUUCAUAUUACUAUGGUCGAAUGCUGCAAUUAGGUUUAGGGGUAAAGAAAAACGAACAAGAAGCAAAAAACUAUUACUCAAGGAGCUUUCAAUUUGAUGCGGAUGUGUGUGCUAGGAUGCACGCGAGUAUGGUACAUGGCGAAAUCUAG